GUCGGCCGUAGUUUCUCACUUAUUGAAAUUUUUCGGUUGCAAAACCUCGAGUAAGAAAAAGGCUUCUUCGGUUGAUUUGUUUGUGAUUCUGCUUGGAUUGUUGACCAUCGGGUCAAACGUAGCAAAUUCGUGCGAGAGCUUUCGGUUGCCAUCACGUGCCUUUCUCCACUGUUCUGUACAGGGACCCGAAGGACCUCCACCCAUUUACUAUGAAUACCCUGUCCUAGUAGGUUGCACUGAUCAAGACAAGCUACUCCUCUCGUAUCAAUAAUAUCUUUUUGUUCUCAUUCCCGCUCGUCUUUAUGCUCGCAGUUUGAAAGUACCUUCGCGAAAAAUACAGGCGUGCCCGCUGCCACUGUACUCUUGUCCAUCCCGAGUUCUUUGGUCUACUACAGGUGCAGUGAUUUUACCGAGCCUUGCUUCAUUUUCGAUCCACAUAUCUCGCAAUCUACCCACCUACUCACAAUCAACAUGGCGAAAAUUAUUGACCUAAUCCGUGAGGAUGACGAGCCGGACCGGCCGUUUUUCUCUUUUGAAUUCUUCCCGCCGAAAACCGACAUCGGGACGGUGAACCUGUACGAGCGGAUUGAGCGCAUGAGCCGCGUGAAUCCGCUGUGGAUAGAUGUGACCUGGAAGCCGGAGACGAAGGGCCAAACCCUGGAGAUAUGCCGCAUCGCCUCGCAUAUCAAAUGUAAAAAUGUCUGGGUCUGGAAGAUUGCCAGGUUUGUCAUGCACAUUUUGCAUGACUUCUGAUGUCUGUGAUGCAUGCCCUAGCAUCACAUAUUUUGUGAGGGCUUCCUGAUGCCUAUACCGCAUGACAAAUGCUCUUUCCGUGUAGCAAAACUUGGACUCUCUUUGCUGCUCAUGCAAUACACCUUUUUUUAGAAUCCAAAAUCAGCAUGACAAGUUGGAUUCUUCCAGACCCAGACAUAUUUACAGUUGAUAUCGCAGUUCUACGGCGUGAAUGUCAUGAUGCACUUGACGUGCGCCAACGCCACGAAGCGGAGCAUUCGGAGGGCCUUGGAGUGCUGCAAGCAGGCAGGCAUAAAGAACCUUUUAGCCUUAAGAGGAGAUCUGGCGCCGACCGAUGAGGGCACAACUAGUCCGAGCACCAGCGGGCCGGGACCCGUGGGAAGCGUAAACAGUUCAAUUCCAUCCACAACUGGACAGGGGAAUGAUGACUUUCAAAAACUGAAGGGAGAAAGAGAAUUGUCUGUGAACGACCUAUCGGAUUGCAGCUCGUCUGAGGAACGUACGGCCGCGAAAGACAAAGGUAUUACAGCGACACAAAAACCUGAUUUCGAGCACGCCGUCGACCUGGUUCGCUUUAUCCGCGAGGAGGAGGGGAAUUACUUCUGCAUUGCGGUGGCAGGCUACCCGGAAGGGCACCUGGAGGCGGCGUCGUUUGAGCAAGAUAUGAAGUUCUUGAAGGAAAAAAUCGACGCCGGCGCGGACUUUGUCGUCACUCAGCUUUUCUACGAGGUGUCUGCGUUCGUGAAAUUUGUGCGGGCCCUACGGAAAAUAGGCGUGGACACGGAGGAGACGCCGGUGCUACCGGGCAUCAUGCCCAUCCAGUCCUACAACGGCUUUUGCCGGAUGACGGAAAACUGCAAGACGCAGGUGCCGGACGACAUCGUGCAGGAGCUAGAACUGAUUAAGGAUAACGAUCAAAUGGUAUCAACAGGAUUAUUUCAGUAAUUUUUUUUUUUGUAAUGUAUGUUUGUAGAAAGAUGUAGUUGAGGACGCAUAGAUGAGCACAACUCGCUCUGAUGAUAAUUGAGCAACAAGAGUAGUGAGGUAGCGAAAAUUAUGCGAUACUUUAUUGUUCAUUACAUUUGCAACCAGGUAAAAAACUUCGGUGUGGAGCAGUGCAUCAAAAUGUGCACGGAGCUUUUGACUAAGAACCCAGACGUGAAGCCACGGGGGCUGCAUUUCUACACGCUAAACCUCGAAACGGCAGUUUUGCGCGUGAUCAACGGCAUGGAGCUGUUUGACUGGUGGAGAAACAAUCGCAAGCUGCCCUGGCGACCGGGCUUCCGCUCCAGCGGGAACUUGUGUACCAGCAGUGGCCAUGGCAAUACCGCUGGCUCAACGUCAAAUGCAAGUCCCGGAGGACAACAUCAUCAAAAUCAAAAUGACCGCGACGUUAUUUCCCAGUCGCCGCCCGCAGACCACGCAACGAAGCUGCACCACCAGACGUCCAACGAGGAGUCUGUGCGGCCGAUUUUUUGGGCCAACCGACCGCAAUCGUACCUGUACCGCACCGCGUCCUGGGACGACUUUCCGAACGGCCGGUUCGGGAACAAGGACAGUCCGGCUUACGGGGAUUUCUCCACGCAGUUCGUCAGUUACAGCAAGGAGUCGCUGACCAAAGUGCGGCAGGACCGGCGGAACAUGUGGGGCGAGGAGUUGAGCAACGGGCUGAAGUCCAUCGCGACGGUGUUCGUCAAGUUUCUGCAGAACGACCCAAAAGUGAAGAAGCUGCCCUGGAACACCGAGGCGCCGACCAAGGAAACCAAUUUUAUCCUCCCCCAGCUGUGCAAGCUCAACUUGCUCGAGAUUUUCACGAUCAACAGCCAGCCGCGCGUGAACGCCACGCUAUCCAACGACCCCUUCGUCGGGUGGGGUCCGCCGGGCGGCUUUGUUUACCAGAAGGGGUACAUCGAGUUCUUCAUCUCGCCGACGAAUCUUCACUACUUGCUGGAAAAAAUUGACGAGGAAAAGCUAAAGUCGUGGCGGUACACCGCGAUAAACCGGUCCGGAUCGAAAAAGUACACGAACAACAGCAGCAACACGAUUUGCGCCAUCACCUGGGGCGUUUUCCCCUCGUCCGAGGUGAUCCAGCCCACGGUGUGCGACGAUGUAAGCUUCGAGGCCUGGAAGGACGAAGCCUUCGAGCUGUGGGACCUGUGGAGCAGCAUCUACCCGGAAAACUCGCCGAGCAAACUGCUCAUUAGUCAGACGAUCAAGCAGACCUGGUUUCUGAUGAACAUCGUCGACAACGACUUCGUCUCCGGGGACCUGUUUUCGACCCUAGUGGAACUGAUGGACGCGAACGCAGCCAAGGCGUGGAGACAAAACUGCGUCGUCAGUAACCCGUCCAGUACCUCCAGCACAACGAGCUCCACGUACACGACAUCCAAACGGUAGGGGGGACGAACGAAUCAGGUCCAAGAUCCACAUCUACUUACAACUGUGUUAGACAUGUCACCGGGUCGUGGCUCUCUUACUACCGUGGUACGUAUGAGAGAUUGAUUUGUUGUAGUCGAGGAGCGUAUCAUCUUCAAUUAGACCUCCUACAACAGCUAACACAUGACACACAGAAUUGUAUUCCAGAAAGAGAAAAUUAAGCUCAAACACUAUCGGAACUUCUGCGAGAGUCGAUGGCUCUUCCACGAUUCAGCUGACAACGGCGUGUUCGUUUAUCGACUUUUACUUGCAGAGGUACUGUCAGUCUUACUGUUUAGAAAAACGCGGCAGC
Messenger RNA from Amoebophrya sp. A120, 3481 nucleotides. Lineage: Eukaryota; Dinophyceae; Syndiniales; Amoebophryaceae. The record is from the annotation of a GenBank genome assembly.